CGGAGCGCAGGGGAGGAGACGGGCGGCCGUCCGCGCGGAGGGAGUGAGUCACCUGACCGCCACUUGCCGCCUGCAGUCGGGCCGCGCCGCGCCUCGGCUCCGGUCGAUGACAGUGAGAAGCAUGCUUUCCACUGCUCUCCCUGAUCCCGUUUGCCACCCAGGAUGUCUGUGAGUGAGAGUGCAGUGUUUGCCUACGAGUCCUCUGUGCACAGCACCAACGUCUUGCUCAGCCUCAAUGACCAGCGGAAGAAGGACGUGCUGUGUGAUGUCACUGUCCUGGUGGAGGGCCAGCGCUUCCGAGCCCACCGCUCGGUGCUGGCUGCAUGCAGUAGCUACUUCCACUCGAGAAUCGUAGGCCAGACUGACGCAGAGCUCACCAUCACACUGCCUGAAGAGGUAACAGUUAAAGGAUUUGAACCUUUAAUUCAGUUCGCCUACACUGCCAAACUCAUUUUAAGUAAAGACAAUGUUGACGAAGUAUACAAGUGUGUGGAGUUUCUAAACUUAUACAACAUCGAGGAAUCCUGCUUUCAGUUUCUCAAGUUUAAGUUUUUGGACUCCACCUCAGAGCAGCAGGAAUGUGCAAGGAAAAAAUGCUUCUCACACUGUCAGAAGGCAGAUUUUAAAUUUUCAUUUUCAGAACAGAAAGACCUAGAAAUUGAUGAAACAGAUGAAUUCUUGGAAAAGAAAAGUGUUCAGACUCCUCAUUGUGACUCCCAAAGGUGUCAGGACAAUGUAAAAGCAUCCCCUCCUCUCCAAGACAGUGUCAGUCAGACGUGCCAGUCCAUGUGCGUGGACAAGGAUGGAGCCCUGGCAUUGCCAUCUUUGUGCCCCAAAUAUAGAAAGUUCCAGAAAGCAUUUGGAACUGACAAGAUCCGAACUCUAGAAUCUGGCACCAGAGAUAUCCAUACUGCCUCUGUCCAGCCAAAUGAGACGUCUGAACUUGAGUGUUUAGGGGGGGCACAGGGCUGUGCAGAUUUACACGUGAUUUUAAAAUGUGAAGGAAUGAAGCCAGCUAUGGAGAGUGAACACACUAAGUGCAAAGACCCCACCCCUCAGUGUCCUGCAGAGCAGGCCAAAGUGACUCCCUUGCCUCAGGAUUCUGCAGGACCUCACGGGCUCUACUCCCUGUCAGUCCUACACACAUACGAGCAGUCAGGCGACGUGGGCUUUGCUGGGAUGCAGAGUAAAACAGUGAAAACAGAAAAGCCUCUGUUGGGGCCAGAUGCCCAGGAUGAGAAACCAUUGGAAAACCAGGAUUUAUACCUGAAGUCUAACAUGGGCCCCAAAGAAGACAGCAGCAGCCUUGCGUCCGAGGAUCGGAGUAGUGUGGAGCGAGAGGUGGCAGAGCACCUGGCCAAAGGCUUCUGGAGUGACAUUUGCAGCACGGACUCUCCUUGCCAAAUGCAGUUGUCGCCCGCUGUGGCCAAAGACGGCUCAGAACAGGGCUACUCGCAAAGGCGGUCCGAGUGUCCCUGGUUGGGUAUCAGGAUCAGUGAGAGCCCAGAGCCGGGCCAGCGGACCUUCACAACUCUCAGUUCUGUCAACUGCCCGUUUAUCAGUACUCUGAGUUCCGAAGGCUGCUCAAGCAACUACGAUUAUGUUGCGGAGCCCCAGCAGGAACCUUGCCCGUAUGCUUGUGUGAUUAGCCUGGGAGAUGACUCUGAGACUGACACGGAAGGUGACAGCGAGUCCUGUUCUGCCAGGGAGCAGGACUGUGAGGUGAAACUGCCAUUCAAUGCUCAACGAAUAAUUUCGCUCUCACGAAAUGAUUUCCAAUCCUUGUUGAAAAUGCACAAGCUGACCCCAGAGCAGCUGGACUGUAUCCACGACAUCCGCAGGAGGAGUAAGAACAGGAUCGCAGCGCAGCGAUGUCGGAAGAGGAAGCUCGACUGUAUCCAGAACCUUGAGUCAGAAAUCGAGAAGCUGCAAAGUGAAAAGGAGAGCUUGCUGAAGGAGCGAGAUCACAUUCUGUCCACGCUGGGGGAGACAAAGCAGAACCUUACCGGACUUUGUCAACAAGUGUGCAAGGAAGCUGCCCUGAGUCCAGAGCAGAUUCAGAUCCUCGCCAAGUACUCGGCCUCGGACUGCCCGCUUUCUUUUUUAAUUUCUGAGAAAGGGAAAAGUACUCCCGAUAGCGAGCUUGCUUUUACAUCAGUUUUCAGUGUCUCUGACGUGCCUCCAACUGCACCGCCUCCCUGUGGACGAGCGAGCAGCUCUGCCAGCCAGGAGCUUGUACAGGAGUCCCAGCCAACCGCCGCAGCUGUUCCAGAGCAGGCCACGAGGUUGGAACCCUGUCGGCAGAGUGCUGGGAUCUCAGACUUCUGUCAGCAGAUGUCUGACAAGUGUACUACUGACGAGUAAGCCACACGAGCAUCCUUCAGCCCUUGGAUUUCCCUCUGACAUUCUGGCAUUGUCUUGAGAGCCUAGUGUGGCCAUGUCUUCUUGCUUUGCAGCCCUGCUUCCUCUUGGUGGAAUUUCUUUAAGAUGACCCUGAGUUCUCCUUGGUUUUCAUAGGAGAUCUGACGUGCUAUCUCUUGGAUGAUGGAAACUCACAUGUGAAAAUAUAGAGUGACCAGGUAAUAAUCUCCUAGUGUUCAAAAUAACUACAGCAAUGGAAGCUACAGUGUCCAUUUCAACAGCUUGAAGCAUCUGCACACAGUCGUCCUGGGCUGGGGAUAACCUACUGAUCAGAAAGAAGAAUCCUCCCUAAGCAUUGCAGUGGUGAUCUUCCCAGAAGUGGGGUAUUCAGUGUUUAUGCAGAGCUGUCAUGUGGAAAAGAAAUCUCCUUUGAACUCUAACACUCUGCUCCUCAGCUCCUACCAAAGUCCAGCAUGGGCUGGACCUGGUGAUUGAGGCUGCCCUGGCAGGGCCUAGUCAAAGGCCACAGCUGGCCUGAGCUGGAGGCCUCUGCUGUCCUCAGUAUUGACUUGGAGUUUAGGCUGCACAAACCAGAAAGUGUAACGUUUCCUGCUCUCGCUUCUGUUCCUCUCUGUAGUCUCCACCUUGUCUAGGCUGUUUGGAACUUUCUGUUCCCUGACUUUUCUUGUCCCAUGGAGGAAGAAGUCGGGAGUUAGGCCGAAGCGGCCUGAGUGUGCACACAAUCAGGCUAGAACCUUAGUUGCCACAGUGCGGGAGAGCUUCACUCUGCGUGAGGCUGCCGAUCGUCUCAUUGCAGGUCACCGAUGACCAUGAGGGCAUUGGGGUCAAGGAGAAGGAAAUGUCUGCAUUGACCAGAAGAUCAGCUUUCUAGCAUCCUAGUGAAGACUUGUGGUCUGUAAACAAGCUGUGUUGGAGGCAAACAUGGAUCUGAGACUCUACUGGCGCUUGAAACGAUAAAAUUCCGUCUCAGUCCAUUAUGGGUUUGCACUUGAGAACCAGAUUUAAUCCUUUUAUAUUAUUUUUUUCCUAUUCCCCCAUUUGGUAUGGUGUAAAGGCACACACACCAGUUUGACUUGGGCAUUGAAAGAUCCAUCUUGUGCCUAUUUAAUGUUGGUAGAAAAUGAAUUGAUAAUAAUCUGAGCAGUUACCCCUGUAACAUUUUGCAGUGAUUCUUAGCCAUUCUGGAAUCUCACCCUGUAGACCUCAGCAGUGGAAACAAAACCUUGUUUUUACAGGUUCAAUAUCCAUGUUUAAGGAGUGUGAGAUGCCUUAACAUUGGAGAUAUUCUGAGCACCGAGAUGUGGGAUAUUCAGUCCUGACCUCAUGAGGCAGGUUGCAGUCAAAACGGGACAUUCAGAGUCUUCUGAAUGCUACUUUAUAUGCCUAGGGUACAUAGGAUUUCAUUAAGACUUUGGGGAAGGUCUGACCCUCAGGUUCUUCUAACCUGUUGAGAGCAGGGGAGAGUCUCAAGUCUGAAGCCGCUCUGCAUCAGAUAUCCCCAAUGAGGGAGUCCACAGUCACUCCCGAGAGCACUUAGAGUCCUGUGUCAGGGUGCAGAGGAACAGUCUGUAGGACUGCGUCUCUCCAGGACAUGUACCUGAAAGAGACACUGCACUGCAUGCUGCAUCUACUGAAGGGCAGAGGGACGGGGAGGGAGGGGGGGAGAGAGAGUGCACAUUACCCUGAGUGGUAUCCAGUCACUGGCAAGCUGAUGUUUGCCAUGAGAAGAGCGGGGACCAGCAGCAAUAUUUUAUGAUUUCAGACUUAUCAGAUAUUGCCCUUUUUCCUUGGGGUGCAGCAAGAGAGGGAGGAGGGGAGUUUGUGUUUCAUCUUUGGAAGAGAAAAUUAAAUGGGAAUUCUUUUGUAGAAAUUUUGAAAAGUCCACUUAGCUUACCUGGGAAAGAGUGCUCACUGUGUGAUAAUGAAUCCCAUGUUACAAGAGAGUUUUGUGUGUGCGUGUGUGCACGCACAUAUAGUAUAUAUAUAUACACACACAUGUAUACAUAUGUAUACAUACAUAUAUAUAUAAUACAUAUGUAUGUAUAUGUCCCCAUGCAGCUAUUUGAUACUUGUAAGUUUAGACUUCAACUUAACAUAAAAUAAUAUGAAAACUUCUCUGGUUUACAAAGUGUAAAAUCUUAUACAAGCCAAUGGAUUUCCUACCUCACUGUACACUCGGCUGUCUGUCAUCGGUUCUUCUGUGUACAUAUGUCACAUCUUUUGCUUUAAAUGUAAAUAUUUGCUUUGGAAAGUUACCAUUUUAUGAUAAAACCCAGUUCUCUCCUCAGUUUAAAGGUAUUUUUUUUUAAAGACACUUGGUUUAAAUUUCUAUCUAUGAACAGUUUAGCAUUAAGGGUUAAUUUUAAUGGUGUCUGGUAACUGGCCAAGUGUAAUAUUUGGUAAAAUCUAGCAUUACUUUUAACAGCCAGCAUGUAACACAAGUAACUACACUACCUCAUACCUUUGUGAUUUUCAAGUUGUAUUAGGUGGAUAGGACAGGAUUUACCUUUGUCUUUGGGCCAUAAGGUGGGUAAUAACAGAAAUAUCGCAUAGCACUAACGUUUAUGCCUGUGUUAACGUGAACGUCUAAAACAUUUUCUUUUCUAAGAAAAUUUGUUUUAAGGAAAUAUUUUGGGGGGGGUGGGGGAUGCCGGAGACAAAUGAUAGGAUCAUAUGUGUACAACGUAUGCCUUUCCUUCAUGCAAGGCUUGGACAGUGUUUUUAGUUGCCGUUUUGCAUAGCCACCCAAUCAGAGCUCCUUGUUGUAUGAGCCGGCCUUCUUAAGGCCCUGGGAUAUUUUUUUUUUUUUUUUUAAAGCUGUUAUGUCUGACUCAAUACAAUAAUGUCAUUUUAAAUUUUUGCCCCUUAUUUGAAUACUAUAGCUACAAUCAAAAUAAUUUGUUAAAUUGUUAUAUUCAAAAUAAAUAUCGAUAUAACAUUGGUUGUCCACCUGCAAGCUUUAUAACGAUUUACUGUAGCUUGAUGCUUAGCCAAUUUUAUGUUAGGAAUUCAACAUACAUGAAACAGGGAUGGCAGAGAUGGUGUGAGGGCACUCAGCGUGUUAACAACUUGGAAAACAAGAAAGAGAAGCAAAUGGCAAUGUUACAGUGAAUUCUCAGGUGAACUUUUUUCAGUUAUGAAAACAUCUAUUUUGAAUUUGUAAAUAUUUUAACUGUUUUAUUAAGGCAUGAAACUAAACUAUUCUUUGACACCUGUUGGGUAGAAUUCAAAUUUAAGCCAUAAUGGUAAAAGAUGGCAUAUUGAUUGUAAAAUAAAUAAUAAUAAUGAUUUUUUUUGUAUCUUUCAUAAUAUAAUUUUUCUAACUGCAAUAAAACCACUGAACUUAUAUAUUUCUGUCCUAUUAAGCCCAUGUUUCAUUAGUAGUUUACCUUAUAGUAUUUAAUUUACAUUCUCUUUCAAAUGUGCUUGUCUGGAUGUAUCAGUGUAAGUCUUAGAUGGUGACACUAGGCUGACUGUUAAUAAAGUUCCUAACAUGGCUUUCAGUUGA
Arvicanthis niloticus (Nile rat) is the source of this 5890-nucleotide messenger RNA. It is a transcript of the gene Bach1, whose product is annotated as BTB domain and CNC homolog 1. The record is from RefSeq and is a predicted model, not a curated record. NCBI's taxonomy places the organism in Eukaryota, Metazoa, Chordata, Mammalia, Rodentia, Muridae. Gene Ontology annotation, biological process: regulation of transcription by RNA polymerase II. Gene Ontology annotation, molecular function: DNA-binding transcription factor activity, RNA polymerase II-specific; protein binding; RNA polymerase II cis-regulatory region sequence-specific DNA binding.